This is a messenger RNA of Plectropomus leopardus (leopard coralgrouper), 3114 nucleotides long. RefSeq names its product MYB proto-oncogene, transcription factor (gene myb). The record is from RefSeq and is a predicted model, not a curated record. Gene Ontology annotation, molecular function: DNA-binding transcription factor activity, RNA polymerase II-specific; RNA polymerase II cis-regulatory region sequence-specific DNA binding. Lineage: Eukaryota; Metazoa; Chordata; Actinopteri; Perciformes; Serranidae. Gene Ontology annotation, biological process: regulation of DNA-templated transcription. Gene Ontology annotation, cellular component: nucleus.
CUCCUCGCCGGGAGAACAAACCCAGCUCUGAUAGCGAAAGUACGAGCUCAGCGCAACCUGCGAGCCGCUCCACACACAUUAACAUGGCUCGGCGGCCGAGAAACAGUGUUUACAGUAGUGAGGAGGAUGAGGAGGAGACUGAGAUGUAUGAACAUGAUUAUGAUGGAUCUCUGGCCAAGGCGGGGAAGCGCCACCUUGGCAAAACACGCUGGACACGAGAAGAGGAUGAGAAGCUGAAGAAACUUGUCGAGGUUCAUGGAUCAGAAGACUGGAAAGUCAUUGCAAGCUUACUAACUAAUCGUACAGAUGUGCAGUGCCAGCACAGGUGGCAGAAGGUGCUCAACCCAGAACUCAUCAAAGGGCCGUGGACCAAAGAAGAGGACCAGAGGGUGAUCGAGUUGGUCCAGAAGUACGGAGCCAAGCGCUGGUCGGUGAUCGCCAAGCAUCUGAAAGGGCGUAUCGGUAAGCAGUGCCGUGAGCGCUGGCACAACCACCUGAACCCGGAGGUGAAGAAGACCUCAUGGACCGAGGAGGAGGACCGGAUCAUCUACCAGGCUCAUGAGAAGCUGGGAAACCGCUGGGCUGAGAUUGCCAAGCUGCUACCUGGCAGGACUGACAACGCUAUAAAGAACCACUGGAACUCCACCAUGAGACGAAAGGUGGAGCAGGAGGGCUACCUGCAGAGCGCGACGAAGAACAGCAACACCUCGCUCUCCAUCAGCCACGGCUACAUCAAGACCAACAAUCACAUCAUGGGUUUCUCCCACCACUCGUCCAGUCACGCGCAGCUGCCUCCCUUGUCACCGCUCCACUAUCCCUACAUUUCCGAUGCACAAAGAGUACCGUUGCCGCUGGCCUUGCAUUUGAGCAUGCGGAACAUUCCCCAGCCCGGAACCGCUGCUAUACAGAGACACUAUAGCGAGGAGGACCCUGAGAAGGAGAAGAGGGUGAAAGAGAUCGAACUGCUGCUCAUGUCAACAGAAGAUGAGCUGAGAGGCCAGCCAUCAUUACCAAUGAAUUUGCCUUAUCCCAGCUGGGUCAGCCAGAGCUCUUUGACCAACUGCUCAGAUGGCGUAAUGUUAUUACCUCAUCACCAGGCAGUCCACCAGGCAGCCCCUGCCCUGCCUCUCGACCAGAGCUGCCUCCCUGAGGAAAGCGCCUCUGCAACACGUGCCCAUAGCAAUAACGGCAACAACAAUAACAACAACAACAACAACAACAACAGCAGCCAUCACAGCAGUCCGACGUUCUCAAAUACUCUUCCAGAGUUCAUGGAGUGUGUCAUCGAUUCAUUUCUCAACCAGUCCAUGAGCCCAGAACACUCUGACAGCGACAGUUUACCAGUGAGCUCGCCUGUGGACUCCAAGCCUCUCAUCGACCACACUAUCAGGCCCCAGAAAGAGAAUGAAAUGUUCAGAACGCCAAACAUUCGCCGUUCGAUCCUGGAAUCUUCCCCUUGUACACCCACACCUUUCAGGUCCGCCCUGGCCAUGCAGGAGGCCAAAUAUGGACCCCUCAAACUACUGAACUCCCCUUUGGAGCAGCAGAUGGUAGAGUCCAUCAAGCAGGAGCCGAUGGAGUGCGCCAUCGAUCAGCCUCCUCUGAAGAAGAUAAAACAAGAGGUGGAGUCUCCAUGUGAGAGGAGCCCGUGUAUGCAGUGGGAAGGACAAGACCUUCACACGCAGCUCUUCUCCCCGAACGGCCCCGCACAGGAAGUACCUGAUCUACUUACCAGCUCAUUACUGAGUGAAGAUGGACACAAAAUCUACCACCUUCCUCACAGAGGCAUUGGCAGCCCACUACAGCAGCUCAGCUCCUGGGAGCAGGUGACCUGCGGAAAAACAGAGGAACACGUUUUGGCGUCAGAGCAGAGUCACAAGUACAUCAACACUUAUCCUACGAGGACACUGGUCAUGUAGACACAUGAGACACAUGUUGAACUGCAGAGAUCAACACACCCUGCGCUGGACGCAGCGCCGCGGAUUACAUUUUUGUUGUGGUACAACAGUUGGGAGAGGCUUUUUGCCAUCAGUGUUUUUACACUCACACUUGUUGGAUUUCAACCAACCAAAGACUAAACUUUUUUUUUUAGGAAAUCUUUUAUAUAGAAUUUGCUCUGGGUUCUGUUGUACAUCUUAUUACUUUUGGUUUUGUUGUUGUUAUUAUUGAUGUUGUAUUAUAAAUGGGUAACGGUGGCUAUAUAAUUUGCAUUGGGCUGUAUUAUUAAUUCCGAAUUUUGACAUUAAUAUAAAGAACAAGUUAAUUUAUUUCUUUUUGUUUUGAUAAUGAUGUUGUUGUUUUUUACAAUUGGCCACUGGAGCAGUGUUGUAAGUUAAGUAUUUAAGCCCUGUUAGCAUUAUCAUAAUCCAAAGUCAUGUUAAUGAAUUCAAAACUGACAGUUAAUGAAUUCAAAACUGACUGAUACUUUUCUGUUUUUUUCUGAUUUUUUUUUUUUUUUUACUGGCUUCAAUGUGUCUACUGAGAAUUUCACGUGUUUGGUCUGUGCCACCUCAUGUAAACACUUAACUACUGAGCAAGAACAGUCGUUACAUGAUCAUGAAUGAUCAUGUUUUAAGGGGCCAGCUUUAUUAGUAUUACCAUGGCACCUUUAUUUCAUAAAAAACAAUUUCAAAAAGUUUUCAUUUCAGUUCAUUUCUGGCCAUCACAGUAUCCUGAAUGGAGAAACACUGAACAAACAUUAUAUGUGUUUAAAAUUUUAAGUAUAUUUAUUUAUACUUUUAAAAAAAUCUUAAAUGAGCUUAUAUGUUUGAAACCAUGAGCUUCACCCAGUAAGAGUAAGACCAAGCUGCACUUGAAUAUUCUAUUCUCCAUUAAAAAAAAAGCAAGAGUACUAAACACUGAUAUUUUAUAUUAUGCUACAAACGAAUCCCAAAUGAAACUUUUGUAUGUUUAAAACAUUUCUUUUGUAUUGUUGUAUAAUGCAUUUUCAAUCAGUUUUCUUACUAAAACUGCAGUAGCCCAUGUCAAACACUUAGCAGACAAUCUUUUUUUAUACGCCUUGUUUUUAUACUAGCUUUUGAGCGGAAAAUGAUUUUAUAAAAGCAUUUAUACAUGCCAAGUUUUCAUGUUUUUAUACUUUUCUAUACUGCCUAG